CUUUCAGUAUAAAACGCGGGGCGGGUCAAGGAUUUGGCAUCAGUCGGCUCGCACCCGUCGAUCGUCCCGCAAGCUCCCGCCAACACACGAGGCACCAUGAAGGUCUUGGCACUAGUCCUUUUUGGCGUAGCCCUUGCCCUGGCGGCAGAGCGUCCACGGUACACACGCAACAAGCGCGGCAACCUCCUCGGCCUGCACCACGACGCCGGCUACGGCGGCCACGGCAGCCACGGCGGCUCCUACGACACCCUCAGCUUCAGCGGCCCCGUCAACAACGCCGUCAGCCUGAGCGACUCGCACUCGCACCACAGCUACGCCCCGGCGUUCUCCGCCCCCGCCCUCCCCGCCCCCGUUCUCCCCGCCCCUGCUCUCCCCGCCCCCAGCUACACCGAGGCCCACAGUCACCACAGUCACCACGACCACCACGACCAUUCGCACAGCUUCUCUUCCGGAGCUAGCUUCUCCUCGGGGCCCAGCUACUCUUCAGGGCCCAGCUUCUCCUCCGGGCCUAGCUUCUCAGCAGGGCCUAGCUACUCCUCCGGACCUAGCUUCUCUGGUAGCCACGGUUUCUCCUCUGGCCCUAGCUUCUCCUCUGGCCCCAGCUUCUCCUCUGGACCAAGCUUCUCCUCUGGACCAAGCUACUCGUCUGGCCCCAGCUUCUCAUCUGGCCCUAGCUUCUCUGCGCCCGCCCCCUCUUUCUCUGCGCCCGCCCCGUCCUUCCCCGCCCCCGGCCCAUCUUUCGGACCGGCCUCCUUCCCUGCACCAGCACCGGCACUCCCCGCGCCCGUCGUCACCGAGACCGUGUCCUCAGCCCAGGUCCCCGCUAACAUCCCCGCGGCCGGCACCGUCAUCUCCAAGAGCGAAGCCGUCGUCAACGCGGUGACCAUCCACAAGGACGUCAAGAUCGGCGUGUCCCAGCCCGUGCCCGUGCCUGUCGAGAAGAAGGUCCCGUACCCAGUCCAGGUGCCUUACAAGGUCCCUGUUGACCGUCCUUACCCUGUGCACGUCGACAAGCCUUACCCCGUGCACGUUCCCCGCGACGUGCCCGUGCCCGUCGUGAAGGAGGUGCCUUACCCGGUCCAAGUCGAGGAGAAGGUCCCUGUGUACGUGCACGUCCACGUCCCGCGCUACCGCCCCGUGCCCGUCCCUCACUACGUGCCCAAGCCCGUCCCCGUCCCCGCCCCCUACCCCGUCACCGUCCUUGUCAAGGAGCACAUUCACCAGAAGGGAGGCUGGUGGUAAACAAGAUCCAAUUCUAGGUUCUUCGCCAAUUUGUUAGUCUCACCUAGCUCAUAUUUGUCACCCUCUUCACCCACCCCAUUUACUCUUGAACUGUGAUUGUCAUCUUAGGUUUUCAUCCCUUUUUAUUUUAGUCUAGUCAGCUGUGGAGCUCCCUGUUAUCUAGUCGAGGUUGUUGUCGCGCUUACACAAAAAGUGCCAUCCAGUAACAAGCUGGAUUUAAAUAAAUACUUGUUGAAUAUAACUGUUGAAACGAAAUGUUAAAUAAACAAUGCUGAAAACAUA
Frankliniella occidentalis (western flower thrips) is the source of this 1524-nucleotide messenger RNA. Its product is annotated as skin secretory protein xP2-like. Bases 97 to 1242 code for a protein of 381 amino acids. The transcript has 2 exons. The record is from RefSeq and is a predicted model, not a curated record. Lineage: Eukaryota; Metazoa; Arthropoda; Insecta; Thysanoptera; Thripidae.